GAAACUGGCCUGCGCAUGCUCACUGCGGGGGGCUUAGGUCGGCGCAGGCUCGCGCAGCUCGCUGAGGCACCAGUCGGGGCGAUAGCAACGGAAAGCUUCUCCUCAUUAGAUACAACGCGGCAGCGGAGAGAGAGAGUCUGAGCACUUCGGUCUUUCUCUGACGUGGUCCAGCACAAACUGAUUUGAGAAGUUUACGCUAAACAAAUAUCCAGCACAGGAGGGCAGGAUGGCGGUGAAUGUCUACUCCACCUCUAUGACCAUAGAGAACCUGAGUCGUCAUGACAUGUUGGCUUGGGUCAACGACUCUUUACAACUCACCUACACAAAGAUCGAGCAGCUCUGUACAGGUGCUGCCUACUGCCAGUUCAUGGACAUGCUGUUUCCAGGCUGCAUAUUGUUGAAGAAAGUCAAGUUUAAUGCAAAAUUGGAGCAUGAAUAUAUUCACAAUUUCAAGGUCUUACAGGCUGCGUUCAAGAGAAUGAAUGUGGAUAAGAUAAUUUCUGUGGAGAGGUUGGUGAAGGGGAAGUUUCAGGACAACUUUGAGUUCCUUCAGUGGUUUAAGAAGUUUUUUGAUGCCAACUAUGACGGGAAGGAAUACGACCCUCUACUGAUGCGGCAGGGCCAGGAGGGAACGCCGCCUCCGCCAAACCCAGGUCCCAUGAGAACAUCUCCCACAGGGCUGAAGGCUGUCCCCACUCCACAGAGGCAAAUCAGCGCUCCUACGACCCGUAGGAACAAUCCUGUGACCCGUAAUGGGGGAGACACUGAGCUCAUGGAGCUCAAUCAGCAGCUUCUGGAUCUGAAAAUGACUAUAGACGGACUGGAGAAGGAAAGGGACUUCUACUUUGGGAAGCUGAGGGACAUUGAACUCAUAUGCCAGGAAAAUGAAAAUGACAACAGCCCAGUCGUCAGCAAAAUCAUAGAUAUACUGUACGCUACAGAGGAGGGAUUUGCGCCACCAGAAGAUGAAGACAUCGAUGAAGCACAGGGAGAUCAGGACGAGACCUGAACUCAUCCUUUUUCUUUUUAUUUCCAUCAGUUUCUUCCUCUCCCAUUACUCACCUUUUAACCUGAUUGUUAUUCUUUCCCCUCUUUCUUCCCAUUUAUUUUACUUUUUACAAUCUACCCUGACUUUUCCCAUCUUGUCUGUGGCUGUCCAUAGUCAUAACAUCAUUGCACAGCCUAGCUUCCCAGACUCUGGCUAGCAGGAGACACUUACCAUGGACUGGACUACAGCCCAGCUGCUUGGCUUGGGUUACUUAUUCUAGCCUGAACGGACAGCUGCAGCUCAGGGUGAGCUCAGUGUGCUGGUCUGCCACAAAUUUAAGGAUGCCAACACUGAGAUAACAGUGAUAGUGAUGAGCAAUGCUAUCCACCAGUCAGUACUCACACUCAUUCAGACCCCCACCAGCAUCAGGGUUCACUUCACAGUUCAAAGAUACUCUGGCUGGAACAUUCACAUGGUGAGAUUUUAAAUGUUUGUGACAGAGUCCUGCAUGUGCAUACAUUUGAUGUAUGCAUUUUAGGAAACAUGAACAUAGACAUUUGAUGGUCCACAGACAUAUCACAGGCUUUGAAGUGCUCAUGCUCAUGCGUUAAAAGUCCUCAUUCAGAUCAUUCCAAAGUAAAAACGCGUCACAGGAUACAUUAUCAUUCAUCAGAUUGUUCCACUGGGGAGGUUUGCUUUUUGUCCAGACAGCUUGUUUAUGAGACAGCAUGGUGUAUUUAUAUUUUUUUAAUUUAUUUAUUUCUUAUUAAUCUGCUCUGUUCUGGGAAAAAUAAGUUUUAGACUUGGUGAAAACAAAGAACUUGCACUAAAUGUAGCAAAACAAACUGAAUUGAUCCAGAUGCCAACGUGCAGUGACUGGUUUCUGCCAGGAAGACACAGGAAGAUGCAAUUUUAUAUUUUGUAAAUUUGUUUUAAAGAGGUUGUUUUUAUUGACAUUGAAUUCCUCAAAGGCCGAGUCAGAGGCGUCAGUGUGAAACUAUUUCUUCGACAAAAUUCUAUGAAUGAAAAAACAUAUAAUGUUAGAUGAAACUAAACACUAACGUUGGACUGUGAGUUGAGUUGGACAUUUUAGCUGCUAUUCUUACUCUUCUGUUGCCGUAUUUUAUUGACUUCUGUUGCAUAGCGUUAAAACGCCACAGCUGCCAAGGAGCUAUAGGCUUGUUUCAUGACACGAAAAUCACCUGAAGGUCACUUCAGCUAUGUGGUAAACUUAGUUACUGCUGGAAUGAAAUAAAGCUCUGCGGUACCAAG
Betta splendens (Siamese fighting fish) is the source of this 2260-nucleotide messenger RNA. Its product is annotated as microtubule-associated protein RP/EB family member 3-like. Gene Ontology annotation, cellular component: microtubule organizing center; spindle midzone; cytoplasmic microtubule. The record is from RefSeq and is a predicted model, not a curated record. NCBI's taxonomy places the organism in Eukaryota, Metazoa, Chordata, Actinopteri, Anabantiformes, Osphronemidae. Gene Ontology annotation, biological process: protein localization to microtubule plus-end; regulation of microtubule polymerization or depolymerization; spindle assembly. Bases 227 to 1009 code for a protein of 260 amino acids. Gene Ontology annotation, molecular function: microtubule plus-end binding. The transcript has 8 exons.